Molecule: messenger RNA, 8556 nt
Organism: Maniola jurtina (meadow brown)
Lineage: Eukaryota; Metazoa; Arthropoda; Insecta; Lepidoptera; Nymphalidae
Gene: east
Exons: 10
Coding region: 415-7410 (2331 amino acids)
Source: RefSeq, a predicted model, not a curated record
GACGCACACGCAGCGCUCAGCUGUAGGUGGCGUUGCGGUCAUCGAGAUGUGUACGACACUCGACAACACCAAAACAUUACAUUUUCAUGACUUUUCCGGCUGGCUUUUCUAUGCAACGGGCGACUUAAACAUCCCGAUAACAUGGCUUAAGGAAGAAAUCAACCCUCCAUGCCAUUAUAAAGGUCAAGCAGUGUAGAUACUUAGGAGUUUACACAUUUCUUGAGCAAACUUUGAAAUAGUUUUACAUAUUUGCAUGCAGAAGAUAUAAGACUAUUAAGUUAUUUAAUAGUAGGAAAGGCUGUGAAGUCAGCCUUAGGACCAAUAACUGUUGUUUGGUCUGCUCUGAUCACCUGACAACAUCACCAGCAACCUGAUGUCCGGAAAACAGUACCAUCUCCCACCAAACAUUCCAUCAUGAAAACUAAACAGGCUAAAGAGGAGUCAGACAAGACUAUAGAUGAGGAAACUGUGGUAGAGCCCAAGACCAGAGCCCGGAAGAAGGCCUCAGACUUCAACGAGGAGGAAAAGAGCAAGCUGGUCCAAGAUGACCCCAAAACUUCCAAAGAUAGCAAGAAACCUGGACCCAAACCCAAAGCAGUGGUCAAGAAGAGACCUCUAGGCAUCAGAAAGACAAAAAACUUGAGGGGCAAGAAAGUUCCACCUGCAAAGAAAAAUGUUAUAAAGAAAACUGUCACUAGGACGAGGAAAGCUGCGAAGGAGGCUCGUACCACAAGUGACAAAGAGGUUAUCCCAUUGAUACCUGCUGCAGAAAUUAAGAAGGAGCCACUUGAUGAACCCACACCUAGUUCCAGGUCCUCCAGUCCCAAAACUGCUGGCAGGAGAGUGAGACUUAGCUCUGAUAUGGUCAUGAUGAAGUCUGUUCUCGGAGAUUCUCCUAGUAGCCUAGUCCUCGGACCACGGACCAGUCCAUACUCCAUGCGUUCCGAAAGAAGUAAUAGUCCCUCUCUUUUUGAAGGAAAGAACUUGAGGAGUGGGAAGCCUAGAAAAGUCAAGAGUAACCUGCUCAAUGAGGUUGUCAUGAAAGAGCAGAAGAAAAGACGGUUAAUCUCCGACUCUAAAAAUGCAGAUGCUCCGGAGAGUUCAGAGGACACAAAGAAGUUGAAAAGGGGACGUUCCUGCUCCAGAGAUGGCAGCGAAAUCUCUAAAUGCUCAGAUAUUACAGAGUCAGAUGUCAGCCUCAGCGAACCACUCAACGACAGUGAGAGCAAGGAGCUCAGCAAAAACUUAGAUAAAACUAAGACUGACCUAGAUUUAGAUAUUGAAACUAAUGUACAGAUCUCUCCUAUUGGAAAAGUGCCUUCUCUUAGUGUCGACUCAAAAUUAACUGAAACCAAACCUUAUACAGAGCCUAGUUCUAUGUUAAAAGAGAAAAUUAAGAAGAAAGUGAGCUUAAAAAGAAGUACUUCAUUAGACUCAGACAACAAUAACAGUAAUAGGAUUAAGUUAGAAAAUAUAAAUGUAUCAGACCUAGAAGACAAAUACUUGCUGAAGACUGAAAACGAUGCGCUUAUAGAAGAACGUAGUAGUAUAUUGACUAGUAUGUCCAAGACAUUUAACUCAAAGGAGGUAUCUAAGAAUAUUAGGAAGGCAAGGAGGGGUAAGAAGGCUGCUACCACAUCAAAGCCUAUCACCAACCAAGCGGCCAAGAAUGGUAUCACCAGUACAAUAACAAAUGACUUAGUAGAAGACAAACAUGAAACAGUUGACUCUUUAUCUAAAGAAAUCAGUGAUCUCAUAAAUGAUUUAGACCAAAAUAUAGACCAAGACCAAGAAAUGUCAAAUGAAGUAAGCAUUGAUCAAUUGCAAACAAAGUCAGCUAGGCAGUUCUAUGGAAUUUCCAAGCCUCUUGGUGAUAAUAACAGCAUCAUUGCACUUGAAACACCAGCAAAAGACAAAGAAGCGGUUUCAGCUAUCGUUAAUGAAUGUACGCCUACAAAAAAUGACGAUAGUGAAAAUAUCAGACUUCACUAUGACGACUCAGUUGAGAAGUGUCCUGAAAACCGUCAAGAACUAUACAAAUGUAACCCAUCUGUAGCGAGCAUAGACAAACUCAUGGAUAGACUGAAAGUGUUUGAAGAGUUUGAUAAGCGAAGACAGAGACAAGAAUCGGAAUGUAAAACUAAUGACAGUAAAUCUGUUAUGGUGAGUGAUGAUGUUGUUUUAAUACAAAAGUCAGGAGCAGAAUUCAAACCUUUAAAAGAUUUACAACCAGUAAGGUCUCCAGAAAAAGUAAUUGAGAAAGAAAAUGUCCUGAGCUGUUUUGAAAACAAUUCAGCCAUAUCAAUAGUUAAGAGGGAUCAAGUAAGACGUUCGAUAGAUGUAGAUCUUCCAAAUUCCGUCACACUAAUCAAACGAAACAGUGUCAGUGCAAGAAAGGAAUCAACAAGCUCAAACCAUUCUAAAGAGUCUGAUGCUAUCAGUAUAUUUGAGAAGUCGUUGGGCAAGGAUGUAACGUUGACUGAAAUAAGGAAGUCAGUAGAAAAGGCUGCGCCCGCGCAACAAAUCGAUUUGCAUCAAUACGCGACUUUACAUCCGAAUAACGCGAGUCAGGCUUUCAGCGUUUUAGAUACGAGUCAAAUAUCGAUUACUCCACGAAACAUUGAAUCUAAAAUAAACAGUAAUGAAGUUCAAAUAACUAAAAGAAAAUCAAGUGGGUCUCUCUCUCGAAAAUCUUCCGAAUCGGGAGUAGAUGUCGAGGAUAAGACUGUUUUAGUUGAAAAAAAGAUGUCACCACCACAUCAAAUGAAAUCACCGUCACAUCAAAUAAUAUCACCACCACAUCAACUUAAAUCACCACCACAUCCAGGAAAAUCACCACCACUCCAAGUGAAAUCACCACCACAUCAAAUGAAAUCUCCGCCUCACCAAGUAAAAUCGCAAGCAGUUCCUAUAAUGUCUACACCUGUAGCUGUCAAAUCGUUGGAAUCUACGCAACAAAUAGAAGUAGAUCCAGUCGCGCCGUAUUUAGAGGAAGCAAAAACUAUUCCUGACAAUAUACACCGGACCUUUGAGAUCCCAAAACUGGAUAACAUAACAGGUUCUACGAAAAUUAUGGAACCUACGAAGAUAGAUAUAAAAAAUGUUGAGCCUACCAAGAUUGAGACGAAAAUAGUUGAAUCUGCAAAGAUUGAGACAAAAAUAGUUGAGCCUGCAAAGGUAGAGGCGAAAAUAGUUGAACCCGUCAAGAUUGAGACGAAAACAGUUGAACCCGUCAAGAUUGAGACGAAAAUAGUUGAACCCAUCAAGAUUGAGUCGAAAAUAGUUGAACCCAUUAAAAUUCAGACGAAAACUGUUGAACCAGUCGCGAUUGAAAUCAAAACAGUUGAACCUACGAAGACUGCCACAAAAAUAAUUGAACCUAAGAAAAUAAGAUCAGCAAAUAUUGAAACUGUAACUAAACCAACAAUUCCAAGUGAUGAAAAAAUAAUUGAAGAAGUAAAAACUGUGGAAAAAGUUUUAGAUGAAGUAAUUUCUGAUCCCAAAAUAGAGCCAGAUAUUAAACAAGGUGAAAUAGAACAGCCAAAAGAAAUGUUUACUGAAGUUAUUGAUGAAAAACCAGAUUUGGUUUCUGAAGUUGAACAAAUAAAAGAUAUCAAGGAUGCAAAAGAAAUUAAAGAGAUUGAAGAUAAAAGAGAAAAUGUUAAAGAGGAAAUAAAAUCAAAGGUUUCCAAAGUUAAAUCGGCGCGGAACUCCACCGAAAAUCUACCCGGGCCUAGCAACGUUGUACUAGAAACUCCAGAUAGUCAAAAAAGGAAAGAAAACGUGUUACGAAUGUUAGGUUUACUGACUCAUAAGGCAGCAAAUGAGGCUAAAAUAGAGAAGAUGAAGGAGAAAGAACGCAUUUACGGCUCAAACUACAGUGGGGUUAUGGGCAAACCCAAAGCCGGAAAAUCCGACUACACCGGGACUUUGAAAACUGUUAUAAAGCUCAGUCGCGGUGUGGGGGAGCGAGACAAGAAGAAGUUUAGGAGUUCCUUGAAGAUGACCUUCCAAAAGAAAGGCAGAUCGGGCAAGCCGCCGCAGGAGCUGGGCGAGGCGGGCAGUGAAGACGACGCUUUCUAUACCAUCGAACGGCGAGAGGGCAUCGCACUGGCAGCAGCCGAGGGUGGGCACAGAAAGACUCAUUACAGUAACCGCCUUAACAACCAUGCAGAAGCAGAAGCGGUUCCUGAACCUGAGCCGAAGGAGACCUUGAACCUGGUGAUCCCGGAGAAGGCGUCGUCGUUCAGCAUCCACCCGGGGCGGCUGUGCAUGGACCAGUGCUUCUACUGCGGCGGCAAGUUCGGCCUCUUCGACACGCCGUGCCACAUCGCGCAGAUGAAGAGCAGCGAGCGACAGAGGAAGGUGCUAGACAAUGAAGAGAAGCUGACCAUAGACAGUUGUCUAUGUGACGCAUGCUACCGCCACGUGGACCGGCGCGCCAACUGCCCCUCGUAUCGCAAGCGGCCCGUCGCCAAGCCGCCCGAUGUGCCGCUCACGCAGCCCCGAGAUUCCUGUCCGCCGACUGUGCCCGAUCCAGAGAAAGUCAUCAGUCCACCGCUGGAAGAGGAGAGCGAGGAAGAGGCGCCGGCGGCCACGCCCGGCAGGCUGGCCACCUGCCACACCAGCGGCUGUGUGGCGCCCGCCGACCACUCCAUCCGAAGGAAGUGGCUCAUCAAGAUGCGCUCCAGUGUCAAUAAGAUUCUGAAGCUAGAAUGCGACUACCCAGGUCUACACACCAUCCCCUUAUGUGCGGAACACUAUCGCACCCUGACUCCGCUUAUGGCGUGCGUGCUGUGCCGGUGUCGACUCACGAAACACCAUAAUCUCCAUUUCAUCCAUCAUGGUUAUACAGAUCUCAAUCCAUUGCUGAAAGUUGCUGGUAUCCCGGUAGAGUUCCACGAGCGGCCGGUGCUGUGUAAAGUGUGCCGCUACUUCUGCACGCUGCUCACGCGCCCCGGCCACAACGACAAGCACGCCCGCGCCUACACUCGCAAACUUCUCCAAAUCUACAACAUUGAAAUCCCGCCUGAACUCAGCCAAGACGCUGACGAUAGCAAAGACCUAGAAGACUGCAAUACUAGCGCCAACAAACAAAAGAAAAAAGCACGGACGAAAUCGAAGCAGAGGAAAUCCACAGAACCAGAGAAACAGGAGUCAACUAGUGAAUCCUCGGAGAGAACCACAGAAAGCUCCCCAGAAAAGGAGAAACCAAAGGAAGAAGUGGUCGAGGAACCUAAACCACAACCGUUGGAAGAAGAUAUCGAAAGUCUUAUAUCAUCCAACAAAAUUCCAGUCCCAGGAGCGAAACCCGCGGAAAGCAAUCCGCCGAGCGAUGCCUCCGAAACAGACAUGAUGACAGACCUAGAGAACCCGCUAGUUCUCGACAAACAGACAGAACUCAGAUAUCUACUGCAAAAACAAAACAACCCAGCACAGUUCCAACAUAACCCUAAUUUAACACAAAAACAGAAAAACAUCCUCAAAGUCCACAAUCUUGGCAUCCAAAAGCCUGGCCUCCAACAGAGGAUAAGCGAUAAAAACGCAAAGCGAGUCCAAAAACUCGGACAAUUCCUCCUACCUAAAGACAAACCGUCUAAAAAAGAUCUCCAGGACAUCGAAAUGUUCGAUACUGAAAAAGCAAAGGAGAUGAGCGUUUUCAAAAACAUAACCUUAAAUGACGAAUGUACGAUAGAAACUAUACCAAAUAAACGGCCGGCUGAUAUAAAUUUACUGAAAAACAAAUGGCAGAUGUCCGAAAGUUUUACCCAAGUCAAGAAAAAUCUAAGCGAACUCUCAAAGAAGACGCCAGUCGAAAAAGAGCCAAAGAAACUUUCUGAUACGAAAUACUCGAAUCCAGUGAAGAGAUUAGAAACAAACCCCUCGAUAUCAGUCAGAGAACUUUUCCCUGGCGAGGAAGAAAUGAAUUUACAGUGCAAUAUAGAGUUUAAUAAUAUCAAAGGCGUUACUCCUGAGGGUUGGGAGAAAUGUAACACGAUGAUCCAAUACGACGUGGAAACUAAGAAAUUGUGGAACGAAUUGCAAAGGCCUUACGGAAACCAGUCCAGCUUCCUGAGACACCUGAUUUUACUAGAGAAAUACUUCAGAAAUGGUGACUUAGUACUGUCCCAUAAUGCGUCACCGCACGCGGCGAAUUACAGCACUUCAGUACAAAGCAGAUUGCGAGCUUACGAUAAUAUCCCACCGCCAGAACCUAGAAGGGAAUCGGUCAGUUUGAUCGAAUUCCGUAAAAAACCGUCGUUAAACGGCAAAAGUUUGCUCAAAUCCAACCAAAGUUCUGAAGACCCUAAGAAAUUCAUGCCUCCUCCUUUGCCCAAACCUAAAGCUAAAAGCGAUAAGAAAAACAAGCCUUUACCGCCUGAACUAAUAGCUAUUAAUACACCAAACGCACAAGGGAGGAAAGCAAUACAAAAUGUCUUACACAAUAUCCAACAGUUGGUAAAAGGAGUUUCCGCGUCCGACCCGACUGAAGUCGCCGCAGCGCCGCUACCUCCACCAAAGUUUGAGCCUCCGAAAGAAAAGAAAGAAAUGCCUGGCUUAAUAAAAGAGAAGAAAGACAAACCAGAGACGACAAAAGAUAAGAAAGAACCCAAAGCUGACACGCCGAAAAAGCAGAAGCCAAAUAAUAAGGGGUGGAGACCUACGCUCAUGCCUAUUACACCAGAAAACUUGGCAAAAGUCGCUCGGGAAACGCCCAAAGUCGCUGUGGACGGGCACAGUCUACCCAGCCUAGUACAAGUCCUCUCUGCCGGCACUCGAUAUCACAUUACCUUUGAGGACUACAAUAGAAUGUGUCUCAUACGCCGAGAGAGACAGAAGAGGCUACAGGAACGAGAGGCAAAGACAAAAACACCCGCUAGCGAAGAAACUAUAGUCACUGAAUUACAACCAUCAACGUUACUCGGCAAUGGAGGGACCGUCUUACAAAACAUACCCUCCGACAAAGAAACAGACAAGCAAAAAGAAAAAGACAUGCCCGAACUGCAGAUUGGGGCAAAUGCUGCGACAAUACUCAAAAAUGUGGGCUUGAAAAACAUUACAAUAGCCCCCAUACCGGCUAAAACUGCAACGGUUACAUCCCAAACAUACACACCCGCUGUGUCUUCACCGUUACUUGUGACUACACCAAUGAAAAUACCUCAGUUAGGACCCUCAGUUUCUAUCACGAGUGAAACAAUUUUAACUCCUAGUAUACCAGUAAUGGUGCAGAGUCAAAUGAUACUACCAAAAAUACCCAAAUCGUUGACAGUUAUACCACAGACAGUGUCCAAUCAGAUGGUUAUACCCUUUUCAACGACUCCGAGUCAAUUUGUUGCAAGUCCAAGCCAAGUUGUCGCAGCGAGUCCAGUUGUAACGACCGCAGGUUACGUCCCAGAUCAGAGACCAUAACGAAACCUGAUAUUCGUGGUUGUAUAGCGAUCACAACUCGCGACUCAGCCGUAGACUGAUGUAGACAGUAGAAUAAUCCCUGUAGAUAACCCAAAAAAAAUUUACUAACCAAGUGAAGAAAAUGCAAAGAUUAAAGGAAAAAGAUAGAUGGAGCUCGAAAUAAAGUGAAGCCACCACACUUGUUAUUAAUAUUAACAUCGUUGUUGUUGGCCGAAUUCAUGGUACUAUUAUUAAAACAGUGUAUUUUAGCUAAUAAUGAAAUCAUGUCUACCAAUCAGAAUGAUUGUGAUUAUGGCCUUUGACUAUGGGCUACAGAUUAUAUUGAAAUGUUUUUUUGUAAAGUCAAUCUUAAUGUUAAGAUAGACACUAAAUGUUAAUUUUAAUAACACAAAUUGUAGUAAUCAAAUUAUAUUAUACUAAUUUAAAUUGUCCAUGGGAUUGACUUAUUUUAAUCAACUUCAAAAACUGAUUUUUAAUUUGAAGUGUAUAACAGGAUUUACUUAAAUAAGGUUUUUCUUAAAUCGACUUUAUCUGGUGCCCUAUUAAUAUACACAAAUAUUCAUGCGAUUAGCUUUUGUUGAAAUCGGCUUCUCCAGGUCGGUUUCACAAUUAACUGUCUAUCUUUUUCACUUAGUCUGAGCCAGGGUGUGGAGAAAUGGGAGAAAAGUGUGUUUUGUUGUAAAAAUGGUUGUACUGAGUGUUGGAACUAAUACAGUGGCAUGAAUCGUCGCGAGUGACUCCUAAAUUAUUAAAAAAAAUAUCCUAUUUUCGUACGUAGUGUGUAAAUGCCUCAAAAGUGUUUUUUUUUGGUGUGGGAGGCAAAGCAAUAUGUAAGUGAGACACCAGAAGCCUUAAAAUUGUAAAUAUAGUGUAAAGACGUUGUGCUGUGAAUAUUUGGUGACGAUGAAUUAUGUUAAAUAUUAUUAUAAUCAUUAACUAUUCUGCCGGUUUUUUAGCUAAAAAGUGGCUAACCUCAAAAAGUAUUAUUUAGUUAUCGCCAAAAAACGUGGGGUUAAAAAAACUGAUGUUUCUUAAAAAGUAUGCUAUUAUAGGAUGAAGAAUUUUAAUUUAAUCCUACAUUUUUUUUUUGAUUUUUUUUUAUUCGAAUACAAGUUAGUCCUUGAUCUCACCUGAUGGUAAGUGAUG